AUGGAAGAGGAAAACCAAGAUCGAACUUUUGCAGUUUGGCAAAUGUUUAAUGUGCCCACAAUGGUCUUGUUCAAUAAUUUAGAUCAUGCAGAAGAUGGUCUGGAUCGAUUGUUAACAUCAAUAUUAAAACUCUCUGGAGACCGAUCGGAAGUAUUAGUACCCCGUCCCGGUUGUUCAAAGUGCCUAGAAGUUUAUUAUUCUGCCUUCAAUACAUGGUUGUUGGGAAGACUAUUCUUUGUGUGUUCUGUACCUGAACUUCAAAGAAUUCACUCUGCAAGUAAAGAUGCCCAAUUAAAAGUAUUAACUGUGUUAUGUAUGAAUAAAGCAUCAUUUUUUCAUAAGUUACAUGAAGAAUAUUAUUCGAUACUGCAAAAACUAACACAGUUCUAUAAGGAAUUUCCUAAAGAAAAGACUGAAGUAGUACUUAAGAACUUUACACCUGACAAUGUUAAUAUUCCACAAGUAAACCUUAACUUGGAGCCAAUUUAUGUCUGCAUCAAAAAUAUUGAAACAUGUAAAAACUUAAUAGACAUAGUUCUACAACUGUUAUCAGAAAGCAUCCCCCCCACCCUGAUAUAUGAAAAGAAAGUGGUGAAUAAAAACUUAUUUCAUUUAGCUUUGAAUAUGUUGGAACAUUUCAGUAUUGAUAUUAAAAUAGUAUGUUUUAGAUUUUUUGUUGAACUUAUAUCCAACAUAAAAAGUGUAUCUAUAAUAGAUUUUCAUUUAGAUUAUGAAAGUGUACAAUUAGAUUUUUUGCAUCUAAUAGAAACAUUUGUUCAAUCUGUUGCUGUUUUAUAUGAAAAAGGAGAAAUUAAUGAUAGGUACCUCAGUAGUUUAAAUUUAUUACUUCUUAAGUUAUUGAAAAUUAUACACCACCACCUUGAUAAGAGAAAUCUAGACAUAAUAUUAAAUAUCUGUACAAUAGUUCUAAAAAGGACAAAUAGCAAAUUAUUUAGUAGAGACUUGAAAUUAUUUUGCUUAUCUCUAAGCAACAUUGUAGAAUUUCCUAAAGAUAUACUUGAAAUUCAAAACCGAGAUGAGUGUGAAAUUGAAAAUUUACAUAAAUAUUAUACAAAAAGCAUAUUAGCCACUUUAUCUGAUGAAACAAAUAAGGCUGUGCUAAAAGAAAACUGGUUUUAUAAUGAAAUAAUAGAAGUUAUAAAGUCAGUAAAGUUGUGUGAAGAUUUACAUGAUGAAUUUAUAACCACACAUCAUUUACAAAGAUGUAGAAUUGCAUUAAAAUUAUUGCAAUAUGUUCAUGGUGCAUAUAGAAAACAAACAUGCAAAGAAUUUGAUUUUUUAAAUAAAGACAUCAAAAGAUCUGUAUGGACAACAUUCAUAAAAAAGAUAAAAAACAGAAGUAUUAUGCUUGAGGAUCUAGAUACUAUUAAAUUAACAAUGGAAGUGAUUCUUGGCAUAAAUUUAUUAACUGAAAGAGUAACAAACGAGGAGGUUGCUGUAAUUUUCCAAAUAAUAUGUCUACAAUGCCAUGAACACUUCUCAGAGCAGAAUUUAUUAUUCAGUGACCAAGUUAAGGCUGUGGUAUUAAAAUAUUUGUUGAUCAAUAAAUUAGUAUUAGGUAAAGUUACAGACGCAUGGAACAAAUUGAUAGUCACCUUCUAUAGCUCGCUGUUGAGAAGUAAAUCUGCAAGGUUACAGGUAAUACAAUUAGUACCCUUACUUUUGAGUAACAAAAUUAUAUCAACCAGCAAAGCGAUAAGUGAUAUUUUUAUGCCUGCGUUUCUUCAAAAGACAAAGAUUUACAAAAUACUAUAG
This is a messenger RNA of Pieris macdunnoughi, 1776 nucleotides long. Lineage: Eukaryota; Metazoa; Arthropoda; Insecta; Lepidoptera; Pieridae. The record is from the annotation of a GenBank genome assembly.